UGCAGUUUGUUUUGACAGCAGUAAGUAAAAGUGAAACUAAACUACAGAUUUAAAAGAAAUCAUUACUGAGCUCAGAACAUACCAAGACAGAAUGGCGUCUGGAUCUUCUCUCCUGGAAGAGGAGCUCUCCUGUCCUGUGUGCUCUGAAAUCUUCAGGGAUCCUGUUCUCCUGAGUUGCAGUCACAGCUUCUGUGAAGCCUGUCUGCAGCAGUGCUGGGAACAGAAGGGAUCUCAGGAGUGUCCAGUUUGCAGGAGAAGAUCUUCCAAGCAUGAACCUCCCCUUAACCUGUCUCUAAGGAAUACCUGUGAGGCGUUCUUAAAGGAGAGAAGUCAGAGAGAAAAAGCUAAAUUCGAACUCUGCAGACUGCACAGUGAGAAACUCAAACUCUUCUGUUUGGAUGAUGAUGAACCCAUUUGUGUGGACUGUUUAAGAGAAAAACACAGAAAUCACAGCUUCUGUCCAAUAGAGGAGGCUGCUCUGAAAUAUAAGGAGAAACUUAGGACUGCACUGGCUCCACUGCAAGAGAAGCUUAAAGCCUUUAAUGCAGUGAAACUAAUCUGUGAUCAAACAGCAGAGCACAUCAAGAGCCAGGCCCAGCACACAGAGAGACAGAUAAAGAUGGAGUUUGAGAAACUUCAGCUGUUCCUAAAAGAUGAAGAGGCAGCCAGGAUCACUGCAUUGAGGGAGGAAGAGGAGCAGAAGAGUCAGAUGAUGAAGGAGAAGAUUGAGAAGAUGACAGAAGAGAUAUCAUCCCUUUCAGAACAAAUCAGAGCCAUAGAACAGGAGCUGGGAGCUGAAGACGUCUCAUUCCUGCAGCCACGCCCACAGCACGUGACUCCUGAAUAUUAUUGCAGAGCCCAGUGCACACUUGCGGAUCCAGAGAUGGUCUCAGGAGCACUGAUUAAUGUGGCCAAGCACCUGGGCAAUCUGAAGUACAGAGUGUGGGAGAAGAUGCUGGGGACUGUUCAAUACACUCCUGUGACUCUGGACCCAAACACAGCACAUCCCAGCCUCUCACUGUCUGAGGAUCUGACCAGUGUGAGAUGGAGAGGUGGGAGACAGCAGGUUCCGGAUAAUCCAGAGAGAUUUGAUGAGUUGCCGUUUGUGCUGGGCUCUGAGGGAUUCAGCUCAGGGAGACACUGCUGGGAUGUAGAUGUGGGGGAUGAUGAAUGGGUAUUGGGUGUGGCUAAAGAGUCUGUCAUCAGGAAAGGGGCUGUGGAUUGGAGCCCAGCAGGAGGAGUGUGGUGUAUAUGGCAGCACGAUGGGGAAUACAAAGCCCUGGCCUCCCCACGUACAGUCCUCACUGUGCAGAGGAAACUCCAGAGGGUCAGAGUGCAGCUGGACUGGGACAGCGGGGAGGUGUCAUUCUCUGAACCCAGUGACAACACUCCUCUCUACACUUUUAAACACUCCUUCACUGAGAGAAUGUUUCCAUUCUUCUAUCUUGGUCUUCAGCAGAUCUGUCCACUGAAGGUGUCUGUAAGAGUGGAAUAGUGCUGUGGUUUGUGGGCAAGGAUCAGGUGAACAGACUGCUUCUAUCACUUUGAUUAAUGAGAUAAAAAUAUCUAUUACGAUGUUUUCUUUAAUUAUUUAAAAAAUAAAGAUCCAUGUCUGCAGUAGUUCAUGAUGAAUGUAACUUUGUAAUAUCAUGAUUUCAAUGUUGCAGUAAAGCAUUGGUUUGUGUGUAAUAAGUUGAAUUGUAAUAAACGCACCAGUGGAAU
Messenger RNA from Anguilla rostrata (American eel), 1722 nucleotides. RefSeq names its product E3 ubiquitin-protein ligase TRIM35-like. The transcript has 5 exons. Gene Ontology annotation, molecular function: zinc ion binding; protein binding; ubiquitin protein ligase activity. The coding region runs from base 92 to 1495 and encodes 467 amino acids. Gene Ontology annotation, cellular component: cytoplasm. NCBI's taxonomy places the organism in Eukaryota, Metazoa, Chordata, Actinopteri, Anguilliformes, Anguillidae. Gene Ontology annotation, biological process: protein ubiquitination. The record is from RefSeq and is a predicted model, not a curated record.